Molecule: messenger RNA, 20313 nt
Organism: Pelobates cultripes (western spadefoot toad)
Lineage: Eukaryota; Metazoa; Chordata; Amphibia; Anura; Pelobatidae
Source: the annotation of a GenBank genome assembly
CUCUGGCGUAUUUCCACAACCAAGAUGGCCGCCUCUGCUUCAACGGCAGGUCAUGUGCUGAGCCCAAUCUAGCCCCCUUGCCCUCACUCUCUAUGAUUACCGGGCGGAAGAGCGCUGUGGCUGCCCGAUAGCUAGCUGCGUCUAUCGAGCUCUCUGUGCUGCCAGGCUGCCCGGAUGGCGGCGGUGCGGGGUAUCCGAGUGUCGGUGAAGGCCGGAGGAGGUGGUAGCGGCCCGGAGCCCGAGCCCAUGGAAGUGGAGGAAGGGGAGGUGGAGGCCCCAGCGGGCAGCAAGUCGCCCAGGGAGGUGGUUUCGGUAAGCAGUGCAGGGCUGGGCUAGCAGGGAUCACUAGCCAUGGGCCUCCUGCAGUCCCCGGGCUAUGGAGAGACAUUGGGCUGUGUGUGUCUGGGAAUAGGACACCACUCUCAAUCAUCAAUGUGUGGCCAGACAGCCAUCCUACAGCAAGUCAUUCAUUACAUGCUGUGUAGUGGCACCAGGGAGUAUAGGAUCUCCUUGACACAUACACAACAAGUUUAUUAUCGCAGGGAGUUAUUGGGCCAUAUUUAUCAACACAAAAAGCGAUUUGGAGGAAAGUGCUAAAUCAAGGGCAAUGGCCACUGUAAACUGUAAAUCUUAUUUUUUAGCACUAUGCCCACUGGUAGCACCUCUUUGCGUUAAUAAAUACAGUUUUUGUGACCAUGACCAGGGAAAUCAAUGUACUUAUCAGCAUGUAUCAGAGGAUUUGUAUAACAGAUUUGAUUUAUAGCUCUAUAUUAACAAAAUUAUUCUUAUUGUAUUUAUAAAAAUUUUUUUGUCACUUGUAGCAUUAGUACUGUACGUCCCAUUCACACAUGCGCACUGGUGGCUAGACAACCUGUGACACUCAAUUGGUGUAUCCAACUCCCUAGCAAAGCGUCAGAGGAGAUGUAGUUCACAGGAUCUGGCGUGUCUAAGUUUUUUCCUAUCCCUGAUAUGGUGACGUGGAACAGGCAGGUGUGUUUUUAAAGCUGCACUGUCAACAUUUGGGGACCUUGUCAAAUUUGCAAAGUCCCCUAAUGGUGACAUCGCCUCUUGAGGCACGUGGCGUGUAAAGGUGAGUUUACCUACUUGAACCUGUCCAUUGUGGGUGCCUCCAUCUUGAUCUGUCGGGCUUUUCUUCAGCGCCGCGUGCAUGCGCAAGACUACAGUAUUGAAGUCUAUGGGAUAUCCCGGGGACCGGGGGAUCCUCCAUAGACACAGCCAAUUCACUGCAGUCAACUGAAGGGAUUGAAUCCUAGACUUCACCUUGUGUCAGAAAGUCAGCCGGAGGAGAAAUAAGAGACAAAGUAGUCCCUUUAAAGGGACAUACUAAGAACUGUAACCCCUGUAGCUUAUUUGAGUCUAUUGGUACAGUCCCACUAGGUUUUCUCAAACCACUUGAAAUCCUCUUAAUCUAGUACCUUCAGACAUGUGAAGGUGAUAAUAAAGAAUUUCACUUUCGACGUUAUAUGUCCAAAUAUUGAGACCGUAUGUACAUGCAUUGUGUGCUGUGACUCUCAGGGUUGUUCUUUUGCACAUUUUGGAACACUGAAUUGCAUCCUUUUUGAGCAUUGAAAUUCUUUUAACACUGUUUAUUCAUAGAGAAUCAAUAACUCAGGCUGCAGCAAUUUGCCUUGGCCUAAUCCUAGUUUAGGCUAACUGAGAGCCUGUGCAGGUAAAUAUUUGGAUGGAUAAUGAUGAAAUAAAUUUUUUCGUUAUGCUACCGUGUGCCACGGCAAGCCCUGUUUUUUUUGGUUAAGAUUCCAGAGAACGGCUUAACAAAUACAGAGGAACUGCACCCAUAACCAAACAGCAUCAUAGCCACUAUAAUAAUCCUUAGGGGUUGUGGUUCCAUGGUUUGGCUCUUUACACCAAUGGUUUCCAUAUCAUGACCCAGAAAUAGUCAAAGUUUUAUCAGUAUCUCCAUUGAACUCGAAAAGAGAAAUUGAUAAAUCUGGACUGUCGCUGGGCAAUGAGGACUGGUUUGGAAAUCACUGCUUUACACAAUCAUUUUGGGACAGAGUGCUCAAUUAACUUGAAAAUCAACAGAAUGUUUAUGCUGUUUGCUCUAUAUUUAGCAGCUUGCCUCAUACUGGAUUCUGAUGUUAAAUGUUUGUGGCUAAAAUUGAAAAAUGAAACAAUUUUAUAUAUAUAAACAUAAACCAAUGGGAUAUAACUUGUGCUCCACAUCUACCACUAUCCAUCUUUAUUUGUUUUCAUAUUUACAUCCUGUUGAAUCACAAUGCAUUUUGGGUAGAGUAAGUAUAAUCUGAUGUCUGCUGAUAUUAGAUGGAACUGGUUUAAGGGGAAACUCUGAGCACCAAAACAACUGUAGCUUAAUGAAUUGAUUUUGGUGUAUAUGGAAAAAUGGUUUAAUAUUCAUUUAGGGCUGCUUGCAGUGUAGGGGCAUAAUCUAUUCACCAAAACCACUCCAUAAAGCUAAAGGUGAUUUAAUGCUAGUAAUGAAUAGAAGCAGAUAGGAUUUGCUGAUGACUUUAUAUUUCUUCACUCUUUUUCUGUAGUAUAAAAGAGUAUAAUUUUAUUUGCAAUUGGCUAUUUAGUUUGUUUUAUCCAUGUGUAAGUGUGUUUAUACUGACCGCACAAGGGGAACCUUGACCUAUUCAUUGAUAGAUGAACUGUGGUCAGUUUUCUGCUGAGCUGGAUAAAUGUGCUGGAAAAUGACGACAUAUUGCUACAUGUGCCUUUGGAAAAAAAAUGUUUAUUACUUCUUCACUUGAUCUAUGGGUAGUCCACAUCAUUUGUUACUUACAUCUGUAAAAGAGCCAAAAUACAUUCCAUAUUGCAGUGACAUUCACAUUGAGGGGCUAAAUCAUUAAACACCAAACUGCAAAAUUGGACAAAAUGUAUCUUAAGUUUUUCAAAUUCCAAAAUAUAAUCUUUCUAAAUUGGCUACCUGUAUUGAUAAAUGGCACAAUUUAGAAUUUAUUAAAGGGACACUAUAGUCAUCAGACCAGCUACAGCUUAAUGUAGUUAUGGUGUCUAUAACAUGUCCCUGCAGGCAUUGUAAUAUAAACACUGUCUUUUCAGAGAAAUGGCAGUGUUUCCAUUACUGUCUAGGGCAGGCUUCCCCAAACUCCGGCCCUCCAGAUGUUGCUGAACUACAAGUCCCAUGAUUCUAUGAAUGAUAGAAUGAAUAGAUAGGCUGAGAAUCAUGGGAGGGCCAGAGUUUGGUAAAGCCUGGUCUAGGGGCACCUCCAGUGGCAUUCACUCAGACGGCCACUAGAGGCACAAAUGCAGAACUGAUGUUCAGCAUCUCCACUCUCUGCAUGGAGGUGCUAAUCUUUCCCCAUAGAGAUGCAUAGUGUUUUUCACUGGAUUGGCUGAGAUUGGCAAUGCUGAUUAUCUCAGCCAAGGUUGCGGAGGCAGCACCGGCAGAUCCACGCUGCUCUGGGGAAAAAAAGGUAAGUUUUGGUACUUUUUAAAGUGGCGUGGACUGGGGCCCAAUAUCAUUUAAACAUUAUAGGGUCAGGAAUACACUGUUUUGUGUUGACACUUUUUAUGUUGCUCAUCCAAGCAGGACUGACCAGACAUAGUUAGUUUAUGUGUACUGUUAUUUAUUCUAAAGGGACACUCCAAGCACCAAAACCAUUUCAUUUAAAUGGUGUUAUGGUGCUAGGAGGCCCCUGGAUGCACUCUUGCUUCAGUAGCUUAAACUGUUCUCCAACGGUAUAGCCCCAAAAUUGCCUCCAGCAGUGGUGACCGCUCACCCCAGGUGGCAUCUGGCAGUGACUUCCCAUUCACUAAACUGGCUUGGAAAAGGAACGUUUAUGGUACCUUUAUAAUGCAUAUAACAGGUCGUCUCUCUGAAAAUAACCAGUUCUGGAACUCUAAAGUAUAUUAUUAGAGGACUGCCAUGUUUUUAUAUAUUUAUUUGUAAUCUGCCAUGUGUAUGUCUACUUUGGUAAUUAUAGAAUUAGUUGAGGCUGCCUAACUCAGGAGAUAAUAUACUCGUAAACGAACUUCAGAGUGUUCUAUGCAGUAACAAAACCUCUUAUCUUCGAAUUUGCUGGGUCAGUGUUUAAGACUGAAUAUUUCCUCAAUAAGAUGAUGUAAUAAGCAGUCCAGCUGUCACACAGUGGAUUAUUUGCAGGGGGCCAACUGAGCACAUCUGGAAAAUAACCCUCCCCAGUAUCCCUUGCUGACUUGGGGUGGGGUUUUGCAUUGCUAAGCACAUAGCUUCAGAGCUGUUCAGUUUAUUUUCAGUGAGAUCCCCCUUAAUUGACUGACAGCGCAGAGUUCCAGUGAAGUAACCUGUUUUAUUCUUCUAUUUAAAUCUGUAUUUUGUGCCAGGCAGAUAAAAAAAAAAAAAAAGGUACUGACUAGCGUAUUGGUACAAAUAAGUAUACCGCUGCAACUGUGUUCAUACACAUGAUCUACAUCCUUUGUGAUCUGCACCAACAAGGUAUUCCAGGGUAGUUUACGAAACAUAUUUGGUCAUGUGCAGAAGUUGUUUCCAUGCAUUUGUCCAGCUUUUAAUGAUGGCUAGAGGUGAGAGGUAAAUAGUUAAAUUCUUAAAGGGACAUUAUAGUCACCAGUUCCACUUAAAUCCAGAGAAAAGGCAUUGUUUACAUUGCUGCCUAAGAGCACCUCUGGGAGCACUCACUCAGACUGCCAGUAGAAGUGCUUCCUUUGUCAAUGCUGCAGUGUUGAGACGCUGAAUGCUCCCCAUAGAGAUGUAUUGAUUCAAUGCAGCUCUAUGAGCAGAUGCUGAUUGGUGUUUUGCCACGCAUGCACAAUAGCUUCCUAAUGCCUUCCUAUGGGAAAGCAUUGGCUUGGCUGAGAUAAUCAAGAUUAAGAAUUUCAGGCGUGGCCAGCUGUAGCGAGAUUAGAUCUGUGAUUGAGAAAAGGUAAGUAAAGCUUCCUCUUAACUCCUUACUGAGUAGGGACUGACAGGGUGCCUUGAGUGUCAGCUGAUGCUUUUAGCCUGUCACUAACUUCCCAUUCACAAAACUGUGUGACAAAGGUGCGUGCACCUGUAAGGGGUUAAACUACUUCUAAACAGUUUAACCUCUUAAGGUAAAACAUAACUGAGGACCUCCUGGUACCAUAACAACUUAAUUGAAAUUACAUUUCUUUAAAGCAACACUGUAAGCACCAAAAGCACUUCUUAAUGCAAUCAUUUUGGUACAUAGACUUUCCCCUUGCACUCUGUGAGAAAUGGCAGGUUUUAAACUAUUGUCAAAAUCAUCUAGUAUUGGUCAGACAGUGAAGACUCAUGUGACUUAGGACCUAAUUAAAGGUGUUUUGUCGAAUUUGCUGUACAAUUAAAGAAGGGAUUAAUGACCUGAGCUUUAGGGGCUCUAGUUCUCUACUUUUUGUUUUUUUUGACAAUGUACUACAAUAUAAAAUUAGAAUUUUCCAUGUUUAAUUGAACAAAUGAAGCUAAUGUCUUUCUGCAUGUGAGUGUGUAUUUUCUUAUAUCAAGGGGUAGAAUAAGUUACUUCUGCAUGUGUAAAUCCCUGUACAUUAAAUUACCUUUGAUUUGAGCUUUUCCCACUCCAAGAAUUACCGUGACCAGUUGGGAGCUUCUUAUUCUGGUCAAUGGAGAUUGAACUUUUGGACAUGUUAAAACUAGCAUUGUAACUCUUAAAGGAACGCUUCAACGGCAGACUCUAGAGAGUCCAUUCAAGCUUUAAUAGAGGAGAUAACGGUCUAUGUGCACAUGGCAGAGUUUUUGUGACUUGCCAUUCAGUUAUAUCCAUUCUCUUUUGGAAAGCUGUUUUAGAGUUCUGGCAGAAAGCUUUGCUCGCUGCACGUUCUAAUGACAUAUACAACUGUGCUACUGGACACUUAGGAUAAUGGGACAAAAAAGUAACUGAAGCUGAGAAUAUGAACCAGCAAGAAGGAGGCAUUUUAGCGUGGAGGAGACUUGUUUAAGACGUGUUUUAUGAUAUUCUGUUAUUCUUUCUCUUUCAAAUAAUCCUUGAUUUGCUGGCAUUAAAAGCCACAUGUAGCUGCUGUGUAUCAACAGGAUGGUGAAUUUGGUUCUCAGGAGGCACAAUCACACCAUCCUGCUUCUUUCUAAGUAAAUACACUUCUCUUCUUUGGCACUGAUAGAAAGUAUUUGUUUUGUUGUUUUUGCUCUUUGCGUAUAGAGCACUGAAAGACUUUUAUGUACAGAUGUGGGUAGAUAUCUAUCCCUCCCAGACCGACAUAAUUUUGGGUCAUCUGUAUAUUUAUUUGCAGUGGUGGUAACUUUAUUUUAUUCUGUUUACAGGGCACCAGUAGUAGGCGUUAUGAAAAUAAGGCUGGGACCUUCAUCACAGGGAUUGAUGUAACAUCAAAGGUAAGCAUUCUCUUUUGAGAUAUCGUCUGUUUAUUGGCACAGAUAAGCUGAUACAUUAGACAUUAUAUGCACAGUCUGCUUGGAAGCUCCAAACAUUCUUUUAUUUUAUUGGAAUUGGAAAAAAUAUAGUUUGUGAGCUGAAUUCCAAUUCACAAAAGUCAAUAGAUGCGACUGCUAAUAUUAUUAUGCAGUUGAGAGAGGGGAUGGAUGCAUGUGCUUCUCUCAAUGGACACCUUCACAAAGUCUGAUCUCUUUUGCGAUACUUUUAAAACCACGGACCUCUCCUUUUUUACCAGGAAGCGAUUGAGAAGAAGGAACAGAGAGCGAAGCGUUUCCACUUCCGUGCAGAGGUCAAUGACAAUCAAAAGGAUGUUGUACUGGAUCGAGAAAUUAUCAGAAAAGGUAUCCAUAAAAAUUUAUUUUUCAUAGUCACAAAACAUUCACUCUGGAACUCUGUGAGAUCACUAGAAGAGACAAUUAAGGAACAUUCCAAGCACCAUAACUACUACAGCCAGCUGUAGUGGCUGUCGAGCCUGAGUUUCCUGGCAUGACCCAUUGCAGUAGUAAAACUGUCUGUAGAAGGUUUGACUUCUUAGCUAGGGUCUGCUGAGCACUGCUUCUCUCAGCCAAUGAGUUGACUUUGCAGUGCAGGACUUCGCUCAUGAGAGCUAACAGGGCUUAGGAGCUACUGAUCUUCGACUGAAGUAGUUGAGGCAGGGAGUGAUUCCUGGCAGACCCCACAUAAGAAGACAACUUACAGUAGGUGUCAAUCCUGGCACCAUACACUUAAAGACACUGUUUAUUUUGUUCAAAACAAGUAAUUUUAACCUGCUUUUUUACUUCAGAGAAAUUAAAAGUAGAUUUAUUAUUAUUUAUUUUUGUUUGUUUCAUGGCAUUCUAUGAGCUGAUCAGUUGUACAUGGUUUGCACAGCAGCCUACGGUGAUAAACCUGUACAAACCCAGGCUACUUUUUUCAUCCCCUUAAAAGCUGCAACAUAUUCUGUCAUGCACUUUUUUAUUUUUAUUAUACUAAAACCUCAUUGUAUAGGUAAGCUGUUUAAAACCAAUGCAGGUAGUCCGGUCAGGCUCACGGCUCAGGCCCAAAAAUGAGCGGGGGGCGGGCGGGUUUCCCAAAAGUUGGAAAGGAGGCUGGGCAGUUUGACAUAAUCAGAGCCUCUGCCUUAAAGUUACAUUGUAUAUCACUUUGCUUCAUUACCUACUAUGUUUUAUAUGUUCUUUUAUCAUUAAAAUGUAAAAACUAAUGGAAUGCGAAUGGUCAAGCCACCAUUGAGAGACUUGUUAAGUGUCAUUAACAACUUCUUCUUUUCUGUAACUCAAUUGAAUUCACUAUUGUGAUUUGAUUUUUGCAAAAGCCUACUUGAUGUAAUACCGCAUAUCUAUCAGUGCAAAAACAAAACCAAUACAGGUAUACAUGUCUUCACAGCCCCAGCUGUUGCUCAUAUGAGAAAGGCACUCUUUAGCCACAGAUCCCUCCCAGACCUGGAAAAAGACUGGGAGGGAGCAUGUUGAACUGAUUUGGAAAUGUCCCAGAAGGACUUAGUGUGCAUGGCACAUUGAACAACAGAAAGCUAAGAAAUCUGUCAUCUGUGCAAUUUGAAAUGUUAUGUCAUGUGAGCUGACCUACAAUUUGCACAAUUUAAUGAACAAACCACACAGUAUUGCCUGUAUAGUCAUGUUUCCUAGGCAAUGGAAAACUGUGUGUGUGUGUAAUCACCUGUGUUAGUGCUGUGGGUAAUUCAAUCCUAUGUAAAUUUCCCUGGGGAAUAGUUAGACGUUCAUUAAACAUAUUCUUUGUUCUGGAUGUGUUGCUAGGAUGAGGUACCAUAGGUGUGUCUGCUCCCUGAUGUGCUUCUUCUCAUGGUUUCAUUCAAUGCCUCUGAAUGCUAAAAGCAUGCAUUUUGAUGUAAACAUGUGUGUAUGUAUAUAUUUUUAAAUUUCAGCUGAUUAAAACCAGAAAUAUGUGUGGUUAUUUUUUUAUUUUUUUUCAGCACUUCCUAAGGUCCGUCUGGAAACCCUUUACGUCUGCGGUGUAGACGACCUGAGCACACAGGAUAUAUUUAGUUUCUUUAAACAGUAUCCUCCUGGUUUCAUUGAAUGGCUUGAUGAUUCCUCUUGUAAGUAUCUACCACUUAAUAAUAAAGGGUCAUACAUAACAUUCCAUGUUACAGUGUAAAAUAAGACUAGAAACCAGCAUAUUAGUUAUGUGAAUUUGGGACUAGGGAAUUAUGUGUGUGUCUAUGUAUGUUAUCUGUAAAUGAUUAGACUGGCUUUUUCACACCCACAGUGGCUAUGGUCCUGGAGUCCUUAGGAUACAGAAACUGCUGAUGUCUUUCCUUUAACCAUUGGCUUUUUUUUUUUUUUUGCGACUAAAGCCAUCAUGACAUCCAUCUAAGCCAUCAUACCAAGGCGUAGUGUGGCGGCCACUUGGGUAGAAACGUGGGUUUCGCCGCCAGAGAUGUCGUUUUCCCCCCUAGUAGUGAGUUAUGCUGUAGUAAUCUCAAGCAGGCUUUCCCAAUAGCGAUAAUCCAAAGCAGGUAUACUAGUGAUAUAGCAGGUAUAGCUUUCCCCCACAGAAAUUAGUCAAGACUGAAUGCUGGGGGUGAACUGGUUUAUUGGAGGCCACACAUGGCCUUUUAUGCAACAGCCCUUGCAAGGGGUUUCCAACACAACAUUACAGGGUAAUCUCCCCCAGCCCACCAUGGUUUCUCUGCACCUGAGAGAGAACUGCUUGAAAGUAAACCUCUAAAUUAAAUUAUCUCUCAGGUACAGAACAUAUCCAAUUUGUUAUACACACAACACAAUCAGGAGCCUCUUCAAAUCCUAUAUCCCUGGAUCUGAGUGCCCAACAUAUCCAAAACGCGCUCAGAUCCCACGAAUGCACCUGAAACACCACCAGGGUAAAGUUCUGACCGACCGCACACAAGAGGGGUACAAAAUCAUACAAAAUACCAAACGUAGAUGUUAGUCCGUAUGCUGAUUAUGUGUCCCUCAUUCGGGAGUAAGCUCCCACCGAACGGUGUUCCAUUCAGUUGAAUAUAACAGAAUGCAGGCGGAGAUGGAAGUUCAGCGGUGUUCGGGCGGUCAAGUGUCCGAUUUUAGUUUCAUGCAUUCGACAACCAAACACCGCUGCCUGCGUUCGCGGCUCAAGCUGCCGCCACCACCACGUGUUCGUACAUACGAACGGCGACCGCUUAGAAUGCUGCGGUUAAAAGUGUUAAUGAGAUGUUUACAUGGGUGAUGGAGGUUAACAAGCAGCACACGCAGCGUACAGGUGGUCUGGUAGUUCGUGAGUUUGUUCAGUAUUUGAACAAAACAAGAAUACAAUUUUUGGCGAACACCAUAUACCGAACAAACCGGAGAAUCGAAAAAGAGCUUAAUAAUCCAAGGACAGGGUGGUCUGUCACACGUAGUUUUUACUUUUUUUUUUUUUUUUUUUUUUAAAUUCAGGUAAUGUGGUUUGGCUCGAUGAAGUGACAUCCACACGUGCUUUGUUGAACCUUAGCUCAAUGCCAAGUGACUCAAAGACUAAAACGAAGAAGGAUGUGGAUGUGGAAGCUAGAUCAACAAAAUCCAAAAAAGGUAAUCACUUGUAUAAUUCUUUAUUCACGAUUGAUUGCAAAUUCCCAAACCUUCUCACGCACCAUGUAUUAAAAUGAAGAAAACAAUUUUAUAUGUAGGAGCCAAAACCAAGUACUAACAUGGUUUUCUAUAGAUAUACAUUGAGUCAGAAGUAAUGUAUAGCUAUGUGUGUGCUGCUAUUGGAGAUUUGUCAAACUCUGCUCUCUUAAAUAAUGGACUCUACACUCAAAAUGAGAUGAAUGCAUGGAGUGCUAAACAGUAUAUAUUUAUUUGGCUCCUCCUGCAGACAGAUUUGAUGACAGCUCUGGAGAGGAGACUGAAGAAGGGGAAGUGGAUGAAGACAAUGCCAGCGAAGCAGAGGAAGAAUCCGAGAAGAAAGCAGUGAGCACGGUGAGGUUUCCAGCAUAUAUACAUUUCUACCAAAUGCAAUGGUGAAACACACUGGUUUUGCAAGGAAGCAAGUGAUUCUGCACUCUCUGUAGAACACACAGGCAAUUUGGGAUUCCUCCCAUGACUUUCAGUAAUGCCAGUGGCUAAUUGCAAACCUGCACCUGUGGUUAUACACUUUAAAAAAAAAGAAAUUUUUUUUUUUAAAUUUAUUUACAUAUUAAACCUAUUUAUGCAAGACAAGUUGAAGAAGCUAUCCAGGUGAUAAGACCUUAAGUAGCUAAACUGACAUUGUAUUUGAAUAGGCCAGAACAUGACAUGUUAUUUAGAAGUCAAUGCAAAUUGUCAAAGGAACACUACAGUGUUAGAAAUACAACUCCUAAAACUAUAGCGUUCCUGUAUAGAAUAAAAUAAUUUUAUUUUUUGCCUCACCUUGCCCCAGUGCCAAGACUCCCUCUGUGCUGCUUAGUUCUCCUCCUCUGACAAUGUCACAGAGGUCUGCUUUUUAUCCAAUCCAGUGCUCCUCAUAGAGGAUCAUUGGAGACUGAAUUCUCAUAAAUAGCACUGUUUUACCUUUCAGGGUUAUGAAGAACAGGACCGUGCACUCAGACCACCUAUUUGAGAUGAAAUGGUCUAGGUGACUAUAGUGUUAUUUUAAGUAAAUGGAAAAAUAAGGAUAUGUACAGUAAUAUGUUACAGGUCUUCCAUUAUUAAAGCACUGUAUUCUAUUAUAUAAAAGAGCACUCAUCUUUUUAUAACAAAAAUACAUAAGCUCAGUUUAAAAAAAAACAAAAACAUUGCAUCCUGUACUAAUUGCUUGAUACUAGAAGUAAAAUAUCCCCCCUCACUUGGUUGCCUGCACAGUAUUCCAUGCGAUUAGUUUACAGAAAUGUAUUAAUAAACUCAGUUUAUCUAUGAUGCCUUUUCUGCAAUAUCUAUAAUCAUCUGAUGUUUACUUUUGCAUCCUAUAAUGCAGUGUUUAUCUCACAUUAUGUAGGUGGCGUUUGCCAUGUAGCUCCUUUCAAAGCAGCACUUUUUCACAGAUCUGCUCUUAAAGUUUAAAUUAAGAAUUAUUUUGGCUGUUCUUAGACUUUUUAUUCGAGAAGCUGGCAUUCUAUUUUUCUCUAGCUGGAUACACUUUCACAGGCAGAAGAGACCUCUUUACUACAAAAUGACCUCCGACCUUCGGUCAAGUUAUUUAAAGGAAAUAAAAUCUACAUGCGUUUUGCAACUGAAGGUAAAAAUCCUGUUUGCUAUGACCUUCGAAUAGUAUAGUAAUGGCUAAUCGUCGCUCACACCCAAUGUUUGUCUGGUACAUUUUCAUUGAUGCUCAGUCGGAUUAAAGUCUCUAGGAAGGAGUUCCUUUGAAUCUGUAGCUGUGUUAAUAGUUUUGUUGCUUAGAUGAAAUCUAAUAUAUAUACACCUUUUUAUUCUACAGAUUUCAGUAAAUGUUCUCGGAGUAUGCAUCCUACCCAGCCUGAAAGAAAGCUAUAUUUUUCAAGCUAAAAAUGCAGAUUUAUUUACACACCAUGUAACCUAGCCAAACAUUGCAUACUUUAUGAAGAAGUAACAAACUCUGCUUUGAAAUUUCAUAUUUAAAAAUCGGUCUUCCGUGCUUCUUUAGGGAGUUUGUCAACUACAAAGAAUAGUUCUUGACUUCUUGGUUUUUGGUCUUUUGCCUUCACAUUGAUGUAAAAAUCCAGACUUUAAACUUUUUAAUGUGUUGCUUGGCAUCUAUAAUAGCAAGGUUUAUUCUUAUGGAGGGCGUCUGUUCUCUCUGCCUCCUGUCUCCUCCUCCUCCAUACAGUCCAGAAGGUGUAAUUUGACAACUAUUGAUAGGAUGAGAGUGUCAAUGGCCGCCAUUGGGAGUCAAAGUAGCUGCAGUGGGCAAACCUUCCUGGACAUUAUGGCAGCUGGAGGACGGACAGAAGGCAGAGCUAUUGAGUGCCGGGGAGCAAUUUAAACUGUUCGCAACCGGUGUAACCCACUGCAGAAACGACAGAUCUCAGGCUGUUUUGUCAACAUCAAUAAAAUUCCAGUUGUUCAGUAAAUUUAUACGAGUUUUUGUGCUUAUUCUCAAUCGAGCUAUUACAAAAAUAUCUGCCUUUUUUGUUUUUAUUAUUUUGUUCUUCAGAUGACAAGAAAGAGCUGGGAGCCGCACGAAGGAGCCAAUAUUAUAUGAAGUAUGGAAACCCCAACUAUGGUGGUAUGAAAGGAAUCCUUAGCAACUCCUGGUCAGUAUAAUUAUUAGAAGCAUGGCAACGUGUAUUUUAUUUUCACUUGCUUACUAUUCAUGCUUAGAUACCCAGUAACACAUUUUCCAAGAGUUUUGAAAAGUAUCUGUAAUUACUGUAGCAUAGGUCUUCGGAUAAUUUGAAGACCUUAAUGUGUAGCACAGACAUUUCAGCAUAAAUUGCUCAGAAGAGUUUGCUUGAACAGUCUAUAAGAAUUGCUAAGAAACAGACAAGUAUUGUCAAUGGCAACAGACAGGAUGUAUUAGAUGUUGAAUUCUAUUUAGUUGACAAAGUCAUAAUUUGAAAUGUUUGCGUGUAACCUAGUAACAUAAGCUCUGUACGUGUGGUUCCCAUAUUGUCAUUUUGUGGGUUGAGUUGCUGGUGGCAGAGCUGCAGAUAUUUUCUAAAUUCAUGGUCAGGUGUCUGUUUACAGUGUGCCACGAGUUGUGGUUUAUGUAUUCAAAAAGCAAGUAAAAGUAGUAGCCUGAUUUUCAAGAGCAGUACAUUGAGGGUGAGUAAGAAUUUUCAGUACAACAUUUAAAGCUAAUGAAUGCAUUGGUGAGUCUGACAUAGACACAUAUGGAAUACCAGAGGCUAGACAGAAUGAACAGUGGGUACGUGAUAGACUAUCCAUUGAGAAGAGUAGACCUGUAUGGUUGUAGUGUUAGAGUCUGAUAGGCAAAAGUAGCGGAAUAAAAUGUAAAAACAAUGUAGUGGAAGUUUGAGAUUGUGGCUUUAUGAACCAAGGGAGAUUUCGGUUGCAAUGGAGAAUAAAGGGGCUCAUUAGCUGAUCUUAUUUAUUAAGCAGCAGGAUGCAAUCCAGGAAGAAAUCUUUUACAGUAACUAAAGCAUGAGAUUAUUCAGGGGUGGAUGAGUCUUUCAUGAGCACACCUAUCUUAUUGAAAUACAAAAAAAAUAAUUAAUUUGACAAGCAAGAUCAAGCAUGUCAAACUCAAAGUCUAGCAAGGGCCAAAUAAACAAGGUUUACGUUUAUGUGGGCUGCAAAAAAAAAACCCAAAACUUACAUUUUCAUAGAAACAUAGAUUUAUUUUGAAAAGUACAGUAUAAAAAAAAAAGCAUCCCCCUUUACUAAACCACAGCACCCCCCAUAUACUAAAUCCCAGUCCCCCUCUCUACUAAAUCCCAGCACCCCCCUCCAGCUAACAAGCAGACUCCACUCACAAUGCCACUGCCAGUAUGCGACUCCGGAGCCUGAGCUCUGGUAUAUCCCAAAUGGCGCUGUCCGCACCAUGUGCCAAAGCAGGUCCUCCCGCUACUUCUGGACACCCUGUGAAGGUGGAGCACGUCGACGUCAUGCUGGAAUGUGACCUGGCGUUGCGUGCCUCCGUGCACCUCCAGGUCCUCCAUUGUCCAGUUGCGGCCAUUGCAACACUGACCGCCACAAACACACACAUUCACUGAAACACAGAGACACACACUUACACAUUCUUGCACACGCUCACAUUAUUGUAAUUAUUACUGGUGUACAGUGGAGAUCUUCUGUCUGGAGCUCAGCCUUCCAGCCCCCUCGCGUGCAGUUUAAUGAUGCUGAGCGACGGAAUAUGAUGUCAUAUGCGGGCGCCCGGCAUCACUACUGGCGGCUUGUGCGAGAACAGUGAGGAAGUAGGAACACUGAGCUCCCUCACUGCAUCCACUGUCUCCUCCUCCCCAGUGUGGGGAAAGCAGGUGCCUACUCGGCUUGGAACACUAGGCAAUUAGGCAUGUACUCGCUGCUUGCCGGGAUGCUAAGCCGCGAGUUUGACAUGCUUUGUGUAGAUGGAAGAUCAUGUAGAUAAUGUUGACAUACUAAAUCAAUAAGUAGGUUAAAAAAACAUUUUAAAAUUUUUUUUUAUUAAGUUUGCAUGGGUCUAUGUUUACAUUUUCCAAGUGGAAAACUAAAUGCCCAUGGUCUGUUCCUUUUGAUUUUUGAAGAAAAUGUUCUAGGUAAGAUAAGACUUUGUUUAUCCAUUCAAGGAAGUGCAGUAUGGUUUGUAGUUUAUCCUGGAUUGAGCUUUCAAAAGAUCAAACUUUGUAAUGUUGGUGUAAAAAAUUGCAGGAAGCGGAGGUAUCAUUCCCGUCGCAUACAGCGAGAUGUAAUAAAGAAAAGAACGUUUAUUGGAGAUGAUGAAGUUGGGGUGGCUCCAGCAUACAAGCACCUUCAUUCAGGUAAAGCUAUUUAAAAAAAUAAAAUUGAUUUAUAGUUUUUGUAUGUUUUUUUUAUGUUUUCUUUUCUAGUUUUCUUUUCCUUGUGCGUGGAGGAUGCGGUUACAGAUUCCAUUUCUUUUCCAAACUUCCGUUAAUUUUGUCCCAUAAAACAAUGUUUCUUUAAUUUCAUAAUUAUACAAAUGAAAUUUAAUCUAGACUACGUGUUUGUACAUAUAACACCACUCAGAUUAAAUUUAAUCUGUCUCUUUGUCUUUUAUUGCUGAUUGAGUACUGUUCCAACUACUCUGCAUUAAAUUUCUUCUAGGUCUUGUGAAUGUGCCAGAGGAGCCUAUAGAAGAGGAAGAAGAAGAGGAGGAGGAAGAAGAUGAAGAUAUGGAUGAAGAUGAUCGUGUUGUAGUAGAAUAUAGAGAUGAGCUCCAAGCGUUCAAAAGGGAGAGGGAAGGAGCACGUCGCUCAGCAGCCAGCAAUUCAGAUUCCGAUGAGAUGGACUAUGACCUGGAGUUAAAGAUGAUCUCCACACCUUCACCCAAAAAGAGCAUGAAGAUGACCAUGUAUGCAGAUGAAGUAGAGUCACAACUAAAAAAUAUCAGGUAGAAAAAAUAUUUAGAAAGUUGUUAUAUUUAUCUUUUGAAUGUUUUGCCUGCUAUAAGCCUACCCACCAAGUGGCCUUUCUUUAACCCGCCCUUGCCUUUCAAAUUCUCUUCUCUUCACUCAGUGGCAAAUGAGAUCCUUUCUACUUUAUAUUAUGCUAACGGGACAAUUUAAAUCUGUUUUCCUUCUACAGAAACUCCAUGAGAUCAGAAGGAAACAGCAGUGUGAAAAACCGCAUUGGAAGCAAAUCCCAUUCUGAGAAACCAACCGAUGUACGACUACUACUGGAAGAGAAGAGGCUAGGUUCAACAAGCAGGCUGCCAAGCAGUGGAACAAAAUCAGGUAAAUUGUAGGGAUCGACCGAUAUUGAUUUUUUUUUAGAGCUAUACCGAUAUUCUGUGAACUUUCAGGCCGAUAGCCGAUAUAAUUUGCCGAUAUUCUGUACAUUUACCAUUUUGGAAAAUAAAAACUUUCUAAAGGUAAAUGCACAAAAUAUACAUGCCACGUGUAGUGGAUGCAGUGUGUUUAGACAGGGGAGCUGUAUGUGUUUGUGUAGUGGAUGCAGUGUGUUUGUGUAGUGGAUGCAGUGUGUGUGUGUGUUUGUGUAGUGGAUGCAGUGUGUGUUUGUGUAGUGUGUGUGCAGUGUGUAUUUGUCUAGUGUGUAGUGGAUGCUGUGUGUAUUAUACAUAUAUAUUAUAUUAUCAUAUGAUUAAAAGGAAUAACAUCUCAGGCUUCUAGUUGUUGAAAAUGGAAUGAACUUGGGAGAAAAACACACAAGGUAACAAACUGGAGGUAGUGGCAUGUUCCAUAUAGAAGUAGUCAAGUACUCUUCCCAAUUAUUGCAGUCCUGUGCUGGGGACUGAACAACCAAAUAUCUUUUUACAGAGCGUUGUGAGCACAGGGAACAUAAAAUAACAUUCUAAACUCUUACUCAUACCCUUUAAUCCAGCCACAAGAUAGAUUCACUGCAGUCUGAUCAUGAGAUUAUCAAGUUUGAUGAUCUGUGUUGAACCUGAUGCUUAUUCUGUGUUGAACCUGAUUCUCAUUGACACAUGGCACAAUUGCUAUUCUCAAAGCCAAUGCUUCUCAUAGAGCAGCAGUGGAUGCACAGCCAAUGUCUGUUUCAACCAAAAGCCCUUGGUUGCUGUAUGCUUCUCAGAAACCUCACUCCUUUCAUUUUCUAGAAUGUAGGUGCAGCGUCUGUAUUAAAAUCACUCCAUAAACAAGGUGGUUUUGGUGCUUAUACUGUAUAAUUUACAAAUUACAUUAUAGAAGAUCUAAAAAAUCACUUUACAAUAAUGUCCUGUUAUAAAGGGUUCGAAGUCUGCAGGUUUUUCUCAAGUCUUUUGUGAGAGUUACCCAUCUUAUCUCCCACAAGAUUCAGGGGGGCAGUUCUUCAUGCUGGCACUAGGUGGCCUCUUCAUAGCUCUGUGCAGGUUAAUGAUGCUAUGUAAGAUAAGAAGAAACAAAUCCUAUCUAUUCACAAAGCGUAUAGUGAUUCACAGCCUGGAGAGGUGUGACUAGGGCUGCAGAAAUAGUCAUUUAACUCCUACACUAAGCAAUGAGACUGCAGAGGCAUGAUCUAUGCACCAAACCGCUUCAUUAAACUCAAGUGGUUUUAGUGCUUUGACUGACUCUUUAAGCUAAUACAUUGUUUUUCAUAAGCUGCAGGUGCUCUAUAAAAAAAGUGGCAUUAAAAUAAAUUGUACGUGUACUAUAAUCAUCAUCUGCCCAUGCAUUGCACUGUUACAAUGACUUUGUUUUUCUGAUGCUAUUUGUGUGCAUAACAAUAAUGUGAGCUUGACAUAUUGAAAACAGUGUUUAUAAAAGUCACAUCAGUAGUAGUGUCAGUAAUGUCUUGCUAAGGUAGAUACAGAAAUAACCCAACUUCUAUAUCCUGUUCAUAUGCCUUAACUCAUUGUGAUAUUGGAUUUUAAGUUGCCUGGCUUUUGUAUUUGUUUUUUUGUUUGGACUAACUGUGUCAUUUUAUUUUGUUCAUUAGAUGUGAGGCAGCGGCUUGGUAAAAGAGCACAUUCCCCUGACCCUCGUAAACCAGUGUGCAUAGUGCCUGCCCCCCGCAGAGAGCCAGUGUCUGAUGUCCAUAGCCGGCUUGGAAUCCCAAAACAAGUGGAGGGGAAAGGAUUGUAUUCUGACAGCAAGGAGAAAAAAACAGGUUUGCUUUUUUCCUGUGUUUGAGAGAAUAUUAAAGCGGCACUUCAUGUCUUGUAUAUCUUUGUAUCAUUAUGUUACUCCCUUUUUAAUUACCUUUUAUUCUCCCAUCCCCCAACCCAAACCUUAUCCAUUGGUGUUCAAGCAGUGAAAAGUGCAUGUUACUACUCACUGUCGCUUCUCCUUAUUGCCCUCCGCAUGUUCAGUGUAAGGAAGUUAACUCCUCAACUCCUACUAGUGGCAGUCACUGGAACAGCAUUUUAAAAGAAAAACUAUUUGACAAAGAAAAUCGCUGUUCGCCAAUAGUCUUGACAAAAUUGCUUUACCGGUAUAUUAUAUGCACCUGAAACAGCCACAAGCUGGACUUCCUGGGUUCAGACCUACAAACACUGUAAGAACCGAUGUUUAGUGUCUCCUAUGCAUGGAGACACUAAACACUCCCCAUAGAGAUGCACUGUCUCAUUGAUUGGCGCAGGACGGCGAUUAUCUCGCUGUGCAUGGUGACAUCAAACACGAAGCCCUUUGAAAAUCAAUGGUUUUCAGUCUGGAAGCACCUCCUUAUGGCUGCCAGUCUGACAGCCACUAAAGCUUAGACCAUGGGUCGUCAACCUCGUCCCUACCGCCCACUAGUGGGCGUUUUGUGAUUCCAGGUGGGCGGUAGGGACUUUGGAGGUUAAAACCUCCUUUUGAGCGAGCGAGCGCGCGCGCACACAUCAAGAAACCGUGGGCGGUCGGCGCAGGCGGGCACGAGUACACACAUCAAUCAACCUCCUUUUGUGUGAGAAGUUGUCUGGCGGGUGCGAGCGGACGCAAACACGUGGGAAGAGGAAGGGGAGGAGUGGAAACUGACAGGCAGGGACAGGCAGAAGCAGGCAGAAACGGAGCAGAGGAGUUGCAAAAGAAAAGUUAUAGGCAGGAGAAAGAGAAUUGUUGGCUAAUAAUAAUAAGUGGGCUAACUAGCUCAGCCUUACUUUUGUCGCUCAGGAAGGUAAAAGAAAGGAGAUAAAAAGGAAAAGAUAAAAAAAAAAUAACAAAAAAAGGAAGAAAAAUAGAGAAAAGGGGAUAAAAUAAAGGAGGAGAGUAAGCAGUGUUUAGUCUGGCUCAUAAAUUAAGUUUUGUUAUCGUAUAAAAUAAAAGAAAAAAAUAAGUAAGGGAAGGAGAAAAUAAAAAAAAAAAAAAAAAGGGAAAAAAAAUCCUUAAUAUAGUGAUAUACUAUAAGGAAGGUAAAGAAGCAGGCAGGAAAAGGAAUUUCUUUUGAUGGUGACAUUAAUAAAAUUUGGCACCUAAUACAGCAUUGUUUUUGGUGUUAGUAAUAAAAGGGAAAAGAGGAGGGAAAAAAGCACUGUGUGGAGUGCAGAUCAAAACGUAAGAGUAAAAGUAGUAAUUACUUUUGGAAUUUUGGCAGUGGUGGAUACCAAAAACUCUGGCAAAAAAAAAAAAAAAUGCCUGCGUUAUAUCCAAAUAUGUGGAAAAUAAUGUUCAAUUUAUUGAUACCUUUCCCUACCACAUAUCUUGUAGAAUCAGGCUUUAGUGCUGUUAAUCAUAUUAUGAAAAAACAGAGAAACCAUCUGAAUAUCACCGAAAGAGGAGACCUUCGUUUGUUACUUACGAAAAUCGAACCAGAUCUCAAAUAUUUAGUCUCGCAGCAUCAGCCUCAAGGAUCUAAUUUCUAAUUAAACUUUAUAAAGUAAAAAAUAUUAUAAACAUGCAUAAAGUAGAAAUAAAAAGAUAAAUGUACGUACGUUUAUUUUUUUUAAAACACCCUACUUUCUAAAAAAUAUUCUGCGCUUGCGCGAAAACUGGUGGGCGGUAAGGAAAUUUUUCCAUCAAGAAAGAUGCAUUAGUGGGCGGUAGGUAGAAAAAGGUUGAAUACCACUGGCUUAGAUAAAUGUAAACAUAACCAUUUCUCUCAUUACAAAUAUCAUCUGUGAAGAAUGCUGUUGCUGGAAAAAGAUCUUCCAAACACCAGGCAUUGCCACCAUAAAAAUGGUUUGAAAGCACAGGGCAAAAAAUCUAAUUCUUCUCAAUAAAACCCUUUUCAACUGUAUUUACUGUGGUCUUUGCAAGAUACCUAGUGGAAAAAAUAUACACUACAUAAAAAAACCCUCUAUUGGUUCAAUAAAGUGAAUGUCCUUCUAAGUUUGUGUUUCUCGCCAUGUUUUAUUAUUCAUCCUUUUUAUUCUUCAUUAGGGGGUUUGUGGAAUCGCUUGGGAACUGCACCAAAAGAGAAGGAAAAGCCUACUGAGAAGACAGAAAAUGUGACUCGUGCUACAGAAGAGGAUGAUUCUGUACUGCAGCAAGCUUGGGGUGCCAUGAUUAAGGAGAAAGAGCAAAUCAGGCAGAAAAAGAGCCGUCUGGACAGCUUGCCUUCCUUACAGAUUGAAAUCAGUCGGGAGAGCAGUUCUGGCUCAGACACGGACUCCUGAUGACUUAAGACUUCCAACACAUGGGACUAUAGCUUCAAUAGCAUGGCAGCAACUUGAAAACAUGCAGCCUCUGCCUUUCAGAAAACAAUUAUUAUUUUAUACUGCUUAGACACAAGUAGUUGCAGCAGUGUUCUCAACAUGCCUCUACAAAAAUCCAUACGCUGGGAUUACCAGUGAUUAAACAAAUUGUAUUGGUUUAUUACUAAGUGUUUGCAUUUUUAUUACGUUCGGUUUCUUUUGUGCAGUAGAUGCCAUUUCCAGCCUUAAAAUGACUCUGCAGUCCCCUAAAGUACUCGAGCUUGCUGAAGAGUUUUAGGGGUUAACUGCAUAUCCUCUAUCUGAUUUUAUAGAAGAGUGGAUUCUAAGAGAAAUCUAUACUUUGAAUAUAUUAACAAUUGGUGUGGAAUAUGUGGCGCUG